CCGGCCGCUGCAGACCUGUGAGUGGGCUUCCCCGCUUUAAACAGGGGGUCCGCAUUGCCGCCCCCACACACAGACCCUCAGGAGCCUCCUGCAGACAGCAAAGCUCAGUUCAGGCUCAGGACGCUGCCGCCGCCUGGUUCCGCUCGUCUGCUCUGUGUCCUGCAGGGAUGAACUGGGGUUUUCUGGAGAACGUUCUGAGCGGAGUGAAUAAGUACUCCACGGUGGUGGGGCGGAUCUGGCUCUCCGUUCUCUUCAUCUUCCGUAUCCUGGUCUUCGUGGCUGCGGCGGAGCAGGUGUGGAAAGAUGAAAACAAGGAGUUUGUCUGCAACACCAAGCAGCCCGGCUGCGAGAACGUCUGCUUCGACCGGUUCUUCCCCAUCUCUCAGAUGCGACUGUGGGCGCUGCAGCUGAUCAUGGUGUCCACUCCGUCCCUGCUGGUGGCGCUGCACGUGGCGUACCGGGAGCACCGAGAGAGCAAGCAUGGCAGGAAGCUCUACGAGGAUAAAGGCAGGAUAGACGGGGGCCUGCUGUGCACCUAUCUGCUCAGCCUGAUUCUGAAAACCGCCUUCGAAGUGGGCACUCUUCUGACCUUCUACUUCCUGUACGACUUCAACGUACCCAGGCUGCUGCGGUGCGAGGAGAGCCCCUGUCCCAACACCGUCGACUGCUACAUCUCCAAACCCACGGAGAAGAAAGUCUUCCUGUACAUCAUGGCCUGCACGUCCAUCCUGUGCAUCGUACUCAACGUGACUGAGAUGCUGUACAUCAUGUCCAAACAGUGCUGGAAGUGCUUCAGUAAGAGGUACAUUCCUGUGGACCACAAGGGGGCGUGCCGGUGUCAUCCUCCACCCACCCUCAUCCUGGGCUCACCUGGACUAAAGCCUGAAUCUGUGAGCAAAGAGAUGAUUCAGUUUCAGUCGACACAGACAGUGAAGGAACCAACCUGAGCAGCACGUUCAGUUCUACACACAGAAAUAUGUAUAUAUACAGUAUACAUAGCAACAUAUACGUUUUUUUCCUGUGUGCCUUUAUAUUUA
Molecule: messenger RNA, 1037 nt
Organism: Colossoma macropomum (tambaqui)
Lineage: Eukaryota; Metazoa; Chordata; Actinopteri; Characiformes; Serrasalmidae
Gene: gjb7
Product: gap junction protein beta 7
Exons: 4
Coding region: 168-947 (259 amino acids)
Biological process (GO): cell communication
Cellular component (GO): connexin complex
Source: RefSeq, a predicted model, not a curated record